AUGUUUGAAUCUGUGAAAGAAUUAGACAUUGAAAAUGGCACGACAACGUGGCAAACUGUCAGAAGACAAAAACGGGAGUGGAUCAAGUUUGCAGCUGCCUGUCGAGAAGGAGAGGACAACUCGAAGAGGAAUCCAAUCGCCAGAAUUCGAUCAGACUGCGAAGUGAACCAGAAGAUCACAUACCGAAUCUCCGGAGCAGGGAUUGAUCGGCCACCUUAUGGGGUGUUCACCAUUAAUCCUCGCACUGGGGAAAUUAACAUCACUUCGGUGGUGGACAGAGAGAUAACUCCACUCUUCUUGAUCUAUUGCCGGGCUCUGAAUUCACGGGGUGAAGAUUUAGAGAGACCGCUGGAGCUCAGAGUCAAAGUUAUGGACAUAAAUGAUAAUCCCCCGGUCUUCACACAGAACGUGUACACAGCCAGCAUUGAAGAAAACAGUGACGCCAAUGCACUGGUGAUAAAGCUAAGUGCCACAGAUGCAGAUGAAGACAAUCAUUUAAAUUCUAAAAUCGCCUACAAGAUCAUCUCUCAGGAGCCUGCAGGUGCACCAAUGUUCAUUGUGAACAGGUACACUGGAGAAGUCCGCACCAUGUCCAGUUUCCUUGACAGAGAGCAACACAGUAUGUACAACCUACUUGUGCGGGGCUCUGACCGUGAUGGAGCUGAAGAUGGCCUGUCCUCUGAGUGUGACUGUAGAAUCAAGGUUUUGGACGUCAAUGAUAAUUUCCCCAUCUUAGAGAAGACUUCAUACUCAGCAAGCAUUGAAGAAAAUUGUUUGAGUUCAGAACUGAUGAGACUACAAGCAAUCGAUCUUGAUGAAGAAGGCACCGAUAAUUGGUUGGCACAAUAUUUAAUCCUUUCUGGAAAUGAUGGAAACUGGUUUGAUAUUCAAACAGACCCACGUACCAACGAAGGCAUUUUGAAAGUAGUCAAGACCCUGGAUUAUGAACAAGUGCCUAAUGUAAAUCUUGGUAUUGGAGUUAAAAACCAAGCUGAUUUUCACCACUCGGUUGCUUCUCAAUUCCGAAUGCACUCAACCCCUGUGAGAAUUCAAAUUGUUAACGUGAGAGAAGGACCCACAUUUCAUCCAAGUUCCAUGACUUUUAGAGUACGGGAAGGAAUAAGAGGAGAUUCCUUAUUGAAUCAUGUGCUUGGCACAUACACAGCCAUUGAUAUGGACACAGGAAAUCCUGCAACAAAUGUCAGGUACGUCAUAGGGCAUGAUGCAGGCAAGUGGUUAAAAGUUGAUUCAAGGACUGGUGAAAUACAAUUUUCUAGAGAAUUUGAUAAGAAGUCAAAAUAUAUUACCAAUGGGAUGUACACAGCACAGAUCCUGGCUAUAGAUGACGGUUCUGGGAAAACAGCUACGGGAACCAUAUGUAUUGAGGUUCCCGAUGUCAAUGACUACUGUCCAGUCAUUUGUCUUGAAAGCAGCACCACCUGCAUGGUUUCUCCAUCGGUCCCUAUCUAUGUUAGUGAUCAUUCUUAUGGGGCUCCCUUUACCUUCUGUGUUGUUGAUGAGCCGCCAGGAACAGCUGACAUAUGGAAUAUCGAACCAAUAAAUGGGACCUUUGCAAUCCUGACGACUGAUGAGGUGAUAUCUCCAGGACUUCACCAAAUCCCAAUCCUAGUGAAGGACAGCUAUAACAGGGCAUGUGAAUUGCCACAGAUUGUGCAGUUUGAUGCAUGCAGUUGUGAUAGCAAUGGCAUAUGCCUGCACUCUAGCACUCCGGGUAUCCAUAUUGAAGACAUCAGCUCAUCCCCUGAUGACAUGUAUGGGACAAUCACUGAUGACCAAGCUGGAGAUUCAAAUGUUGGUCUCGGACCAGCAGCAAUUGGCAUGAUGGCGAUGGGUGGCUUACUUCUGCUCUGUAAGUAUUGUAUUAAGUCCACCUUUUCAGCAGUUCUUCAAAAUAGGGCUGUCACCAGGCACACCAGGAUGGCUAGGCUCACAUGGCUGUUUCUUUUUGGAAUCUAUGGCAAUUUUUGUGUGCCCUUGGAAAUAAACGAUGGGGCUGAUAAGGAUGUGUCCAAUAUAUGUGCACCCAUGACAGCUUCUAAUACCCAGGAUCGUAUUGAUUCCUCUGAAAUCUACACCAACACCUAUGCAGGUGGAGGAACAGUUGAAGGAGGUGUGUCAGGAGUGGAACUCAAUACAGGCGUUGGAAUGGCUGAGGGCAUGGUGGCUGGAGGAACUAUGGGGACAUUGAGGAAGAGGAGUUCUACCAUAGGCACCCUGCGGGAGUAUGCAGACACCGGCAUGAACAUGGCCUUCCUGGACAGCUACUUCUCAGAGAAAGCAUACGCAUAUGCAGAUGAGGAUGAAGGCCGACCAGCCAAUGACUGCUUGCUUAUCUACGACCAUGAGGGAGUUGGGUCACCAGUGGGCUCCAUUGGUUGCUGCAGUUGGAUCGUGGACGACCUGGAUGAAAGCUACAUGGAAACUUUAGAUCCAAAAUUUCGGACUCUUGCUGAAAUCUGCUUAGACACCGAAAUUGAGCCAUUUCCUUCACACCAGGCCUGUAUCCCUAUCAGUACUGACCUCCCUUUGCUGGGACCUAAUUACUUUGUUAAUGAAUCUUCAGGAAUGACUCUCUCAGAAGCUGAAUUCCAAGCAGAAAUGGCAGCCUCUGAACCCAUGAUUCAUGGGGAUAUCAUAGUGACUGAGACUUACACUACGACUGACCCAUGUGUACAACCCACAACAAUUGUUUUUGAUCCUCAGCUUCCUCCCAAUGUGGUAGUAACAGAAACAGUGAUGGCACCUGUCUAUGAUGUUCAAGGGAAUAUUUGUGUGCCUGCCGAGUUAGCCAACACACACAAUGUAUACUAUGCCGAGAGAGUCCUGUCUAGCCCUGGUAUGCCUGACGUGAACAAUGGUAGCAUGACUGAUGGUUGUAUGGGACCUGUGAUGAGUGGCGGUAUUUUGGUAGGGCCAGAAAUUCAAGUGACACAAAUGGUGAGUCCAGACAUUCACAUAAGCCAAACCAUUGGCUCUACAUCCCCAAUGACAUCUCGACACAGAGUAACAAGAUAUAGUAACAUACAUUACUCCCAACAGUAAGUGAUUUAUGACCAGUAUACUAGAUGCUGAUCUUGCAGCCUAAUAGUCACCAAAACAUUCAUCCAAGAUGUAUAAUGUACUAUAUUUAAAAUGUUAAUAGGCAACAAACAUUCAGAUGUUCUAAGUUUAAUGUGGCUUUGAUUGGAUCUUUUGAGGGAUAAAUAUGGCUAAGCACUUUAGAUAAGUCUUUCUUAGUUUUUUCUGAUUUUCAAUAUAUGCCAAAAAACUUAAAGAAAAUAUUUUGUAUCCUUUGAUAUUGUCUAAAGUGCAUAACUCAUUUCACAAAUCCAGUGGGUCUUGAGGCCUGUAGAAAGUCACAUAAA
Messenger RNA from Ictidomys tridecemlineatus (thirteen-lined ground squirrel), 3386 nucleotides. NCBI's taxonomy places the organism in Eukaryota, Metazoa, Chordata, Mammalia, Rodentia, Sciuridae. The record is from RefSeq and is a predicted model, not a curated record.